This is a messenger RNA of Cucumis melo (muskmelon), 898 nucleotides long. Its product is annotated as cypmaclein. The coding region runs from base 67 to 387 and encodes 106 amino acids. The transcript has 4 exons. Lineage: Eukaryota; Viridiplantae; Streptophyta; Magnoliopsida; Cucurbitales; Cucurbitaceae. The record is from RefSeq and is a predicted model, not a curated record.
UCCCACCAUCUUCGCCACCUGAGUUCAUCAAUCAAAUUAUCUUUUCAGACAUAUCCUUUUAGAGAAAUGAAGCCACUCAGUCUUCUUUGCAUUUUCAUUAUUCUUUCCUUUCUCCUGCAGGGUUUUUCAGAGGCUAUCACUACUGUGGAUGCAGGGACCAAUACAGUAGCACUCAGCAAAAAGUAUCACUAUCAGCCAAAAAUCAAUUGCAAAAGUGAAUGUUCAAGGAGAUGCAGCAAAGUGUUCAGAAAGAAGAUAUGUAUGCGUGCUUGUGGGACUUGCUGCAGUCGGUGUCACUGCGUCCCGCCCGGCACUUACGGCAACCACCAAGCUUGCCCUUGCUAUGCUCGCCUCAGGACCCAUGGCAAUAAGCCCAAGUGCCCCUAAUUUCCACUCUACUCUUCCAACCCUACUUCUACACUAUUUCCUUUUAUAUAUUGGAGGUCAUUUAAUUCUUUGUAUUUUCCAUUUAUGUUUAUAUACUAUUAAUGUGUAUAAAAAUGCCAAGGUGAGCAUUGCUCAUCUGGCAUAUAAAUGUGUUAUUGAUCAAGAUGUUUCAACCUUCCAGUUAAGACAACUCAUUAGCCUUAAUUGGAUUUUGGGUUUGAGUAUCUUGAUUUCCUUCUCAAAAUUCAUUAUGUUAUGGAAUUCUUCUAGAAGGAUUCCUUCUGUUAAUGAUGAUAAUUUAUUGUGGGUGAGUGUAUUUUGCAAGAGUUUUCCUCCCAGGCCAACUAUAUAGGAUUGGUGUUAUUUACCUAUCAAUAUAUUGAAGCCAAGGGUUUCUCUUGCAUUCUCUCUUUUUGAUUAUGUUGAUUUUCCCACCUCUGUUGUACUAUAUCUAAGUGGCUUGUGUUGCUUACAAUUGGAAUAAAAAUCAGUGCUGUAUUUUUUUCCAUAA